CCAUUACAAGUCAUUGGAGUGCAUGUCAGAUGAUGAUUGAACAAUGUUCUCUCAGUUCCAAAAGGAGCAAUCACAUUUCUAUUUGUGUCAAAAGCUUCUAAGUUGCACAUCAUUAAAGAUUUAUAAAAGUCUAAAACAUGUUAAUAUAUUAAUCAAAAGAACCUGGUUCAGAAAGUGUGGGAGUCCUUUUAUGCAAACAACAAGAAGACCAUCUCAUUUCUUUCAUUUGGACUGCACCCAUAUUUAUUCAAGAAAUUAUGGGAAAGGGUCUUAAUUUCUACUCUGAUGCUCGCAAGACAAAAAGAGAUCUUCUUCACAAGGAUCACAGUCACAGCAACAAUGUCAAGUUCCGGCCCGAUGCUCCUCCUGGACUUGCUAUUACAUCUUCGAUGAAAAAUGGAGUUUACUUGUCUACUAUCAGCACACAGCUUAAGAACAGGAACUUAACUGCUGAUAUUAAUGUUAAACUGGGCAGGCAUCCAAACGUUUUCGUCAACUUAGUUCAUGAUCAACGUCACCUUCUUCCUGGGUUAAAGGCUAUUGGUAACUUCAAUAUUCUCAAGCCGAAAUCUCAAACAAUCGGACUUCGUUACCUAUAUGACUGUGCUGAUAUCAGUAUGAACAUUACUGGAUUGACUAGAACCCCCAUUCUCAACUUCUCAUGCUUGCUCGGCCAUAAUAUGGCAUCACUAGGGACCGAUGUCUCAUUUGACACAAAAACAGGAAAAUUCCCCAGAUGCAGUGCUAAGAUUAGCUUUGGCUAUGCAGGCCUAAUUGCUUCUUUAACCCUUAAUGAUAAAAGGAAGACUCUGAAUGCCUUUUACUACCACAAGGUGCGUGGCAAGCUCUCAAAGAACACAAACAUCAUUCAACGUGCAUUGACAUCUGUAUCCAUAACAGCAGUUGGCGCUGAAGCAACUCACAACUUAUCAACAAAAGAGAAUACCAUCACUAUUGGCACUCAGUUCGCUCUGAGUCGUUCAACCACACUGAAAGCGCGUAUAAACAACAUUGGCACGACAAGUGUUGUUAUGGAAAGCAAGUGGAACGGGAAGUCUUUUGUUACUAUAUCAGGUGAAGUUGACAUCAAGGCUUUGGACAAGACCCCCAAGUUGGGAGUGGCCUUUUCUACCAGAUCAUAAGUGGCUGUUGAUGCACCUCAUUUUACUGUUAUAUUUUGAUAACUAAAGUAACAUAUUUAGCACUAGCACAAGGGCACCAUUGCCAAACAAUUGAAUAGUCAGAUUAUGUAGAAACUAGAGGCAGAAUAUCACCUCCAAAGAACUCUUGUCCAAACAAGAUGCUUUUCUAAAAUUUGUUAAAUUUUGUUCUUAGUUUGAAAUAUCUGUUAAGCAUAGCAUUACACUUAUGAAUGUUUUUAUCAAAAGAAUUCAUGGUUUACAUUUCUUUGAGCAUAC
Daucus carota subsp. sativus is the source of this 1418-nucleotide messenger RNA. Its product is annotated as mitochondrial outer membrane protein porin of 36 kDa. Bases 258 to 1142 code for a protein of 294 amino acids. Gene Ontology annotation, biological process: monoatomic anion transmembrane transport. The record is from RefSeq and is a predicted model, not a curated record. Lineage: Eukaryota; Viridiplantae; Streptophyta; Magnoliopsida; Apiales; Apiaceae. The transcript is spliced from 6 exons. Gene Ontology annotation, molecular function: voltage-gated monoatomic anion channel activity. Gene Ontology annotation, cellular component: mitochondrial outer membrane.